AUGGAAAUACAAAACCACUCCUCCCUGACACCACUUGUAGAUAGAAAUGGGGCGAUUGACUUUGAAAAAUCUGAUCUUCUGCCAAACCCUAACGUGACCUGUGACGUCAAACUUUUGCCAAGCCCUAACCUGACCCGUCUCGUCAUACUUCUGAUGGCUGUUCCCGUGUGUGUGGCUGGUUUCGGCGCCAAUGCGAUCAACCUGGUUGUGUUUUGGCACCAAGGUUUCCGGGAAAGUGUCAACGUCUCUCUGUUUUCAUUGGCCUUCUCCGAUAUGCUGAAUCUGAUGUUUUUGGUCGUCUACGCUUUGGUCUCCGCCGAUUUGGAGUUGGGCUAUCUACACGUUCCACCUGAAAUCUGGGUUACUUGUACAUGGAUCAUCUACAGUCUCACUCUAAACAGCUGCUGCACGGCUGUUUUCAUCUCGGUGGAGCGCUGUUUGUGUGCUACUUUGCCGUUCAAGGUAAAACAAAUCAUCACGCCUUGUCGGUCAGCCAUUACUAUGGCUGCCAUCUUUCUCGUCUGCGUAGCGGCAACUAUUUCCCCAGUCUUCUCUUUGUUUGGCAUGUCGUGGGAGAGAAAUCCUGGCACAAAUAAAAGUACCAUCGUAAUAAAUGUUCACUUCGGCAAUACAAGCCCUGUGGUUUAUAUCGUGACCAACAUCGUCUGUACAAGCCUGCAGGUGGCGUCGUUCAUCUGCCUACUCGUGUCCACCGGAACUCUGAUGCUCGCUCUGAGACGUAAAACAAAAUGGCGUCUGAAAAUGACGUAUAUGAUACCUCGUACGGUGACAAAUUCAAGAGAGACGCUGCCAAGUCUUGAGAAGCGAGCAGGGAAAAUGGUGGUCAUCGUGUCCGCUGUAUUCAUAGUUUGCUUUGCGCCAGCCCAAGCCAUCCCUAUUACUUAUUUGUCACUUCCAGAAUUUUAUUACGGGCGUCGCUAUGGUUACGCGUACGGCGUGUGUUGGGCGGUGUCCUACUUCCUGUACUCCGUCAACUCCAGCGUCAAUCUCAUCAUUUACUACAACAUGAGUUCUAGGUACAGGGACACUCUGGGCCGCCUCGUUAGACAAGACUUCAGCUGUUUACACAGCCGAAAAUAG
This is a messenger RNA of Aplysia californica (California sea hare), 1101 nucleotides long. RefSeq names its product neuromedin-U receptor 1. The transcript has 2 exons. Gene Ontology annotation, molecular function: G protein-coupled receptor activity. The record is from RefSeq and is a predicted model, not a curated record. NCBI's taxonomy places the organism in Eukaryota, Metazoa, Mollusca, Gastropoda, Aplysiida, Aplysiidae. The coding region runs from base 1 to 1101 and encodes 366 amino acids. Gene Ontology annotation, cellular component: plasma membrane. Gene Ontology annotation, biological process: G protein-coupled receptor signaling pathway.